ACAGGAAUAGUCUGUUAAUUUCCCAUAUUCAAUUGCUAUCUAACAGUUAAUGGAAAUGGCUUCCUCAUCCUUCAUCUUAGGUUCAGAUUUGAAAUGCAUACUCUCUUCUAGGAACACUAAAACCAUGUCUGGGUUUGGUGUACUGAGACACACUAACCCAAAUGGUUUGUUCAGCAAAUUCUUCCCCUUUCACACUCUAUCCACUAGAAUGGUAGCAAGGACUACAAAUAUGGUUUCUGAUGUUUAUGUUGGUGGAAACACAAGUAGCAGAGUCAAUAGCAAGGUGUACACCAAGUUGGACUCUUGUUUGGUGAUACCACCUACCCCCAGUCGUGCCAAGCCUCGAGCUAUAAUCAAAUUCCUGGGUGGUGCCUUCAUUGGGGCUGUUCCUGAAGUUACUUACGGGUACCUGAUAGAGUUUUUAGCAAAGGAGGGUUUUUUGGUGGUGGUGGUGCCUUAUAAUGUGACAUUUGACCAUUCUCAAGCUGCUAAGCAAGUCUAUGAUAGGUUCCAAGCUUGUUUGAGUACUAUCCUGACAUCUGGGUUGCCUCAAGCCAAUCUGUCUCCUGCUCAGCUUGAAGACCUUCCUCUUUUCUCUGUUGGCCACAGCAAUGGUGCACUUCUUCAACUACUCAUAGGCAGCUUAUUUUCAGAGAAUAUACCCAAGGCUAAUGCUGUAAUCUCAUACAACAACAGGCCAGCAACGGAGGCAGUCCCAUACUUUGAACAGUUGGGUCCUGCAGUCAGCCAAAUGAUGCCAGUUAUGGAGGCAGCUCCAUUUUAUUCAAUAGCUAGAAAUGCAUCAGGAGAUGCAUUAAAGAUGGUGUUGGAUGCUGUUAGAUCAACUCUACCAGAAUCUGAGCAGGAAAGACUGAAUUCCUUAACUAAAUUUGUUGAUCAGUUGCCAUCAGUAAUGAAUGAGGUUUCGCAAGGAGUAUCAGAGUUCAAGCCAACACCAUCUGAAAACCGUGAUUGCUUUAAAUGUUCAUACAAUGUUGAACACACACUAUUGGUGAAGUUCAAUGUGGACGCAAUUGAUGAGACAGAUAUUCUUGAAAAAACACUAAAGCCUCGUGUGGAGUCAUUGGGAGGGACAUUAGAGAAAGUGACAUUAAGUGGUAACCACAUCACACCAUGCAUUCAGGAAGUGAAGUGGGAAGUGGGUAAAUUGUAUACUCCUGCAGAUGCUGUUGCUCAAGGGCUUGCAUCUCUUUCUUUGAAUGAUACCAAGAUCCUUGCCAGAACUAUUAGUGACUGGUUCAGACGCUAUGAGGCUUGAAGUCAAAGGGUACACAAUGCAAAUAUAAUAAUAUAAUGCUUAUAGCAAAAGUUAUAAAAUUUUGAACCUAUGAAGUGUAUAUAAUUUGUAGGUUAAGAUAAAUGUUGGUAGUUUAUAUCAUUUAUUAGAUUCAUGUUUGUUUGCAAUGCUUUUUUUUAGAAUUAAGA
This is a messenger RNA of Vigna radiata var. radiata (mung bean), 1446 nucleotides long. RefSeq lists its product as uncharacterized. The record is from RefSeq and is a predicted model, not a curated record. The coding region runs from base 50 to 1279 and encodes 409 amino acids. Lineage: Eukaryota; Viridiplantae; Streptophyta; Magnoliopsida; Fabales; Fabaceae. The transcript has 9 exons.